GGUAUUUUUCUCAAAUGUUCUUCUUGUUAACCUUUUCUUCGUGGGUAAAAAAAAAGUGUCCACUUAUCAAAUCAAGAAAGAAUUAACCUUAUUUUUCCAUAUUUGCCCCUCUUCAGUGCUAUAUGAUCAAAUCCCAAUACCUAUUUAAUUAGGGACAGUUUAGUCAAAUUACUUUUUUUUUUUCUAGGAGUUAGUAUUUUCUUAAGAGGUGUGCAAAUGGCUAAAGGGACACUCUUUUUGAUCUGGAGGGAGUACGUUAUUUGGAAAUAUUACAAGUCCUUUGAUAGCAUGUUCUGGAGACAUUGAUUGGAUAAAAUUCAUCUAUUUUUGUAUGUAAUUUGCACAAAUAUAAUUGAAGAACCAUCAUGCCGUCAGUUUUUUGGGGUUUGGUUGAUUUGUUCACAGGGAGCAAUGAAUGCUUAUGCUGUCACUGUAAUUUCUUUAUGGUUGUCGUUUAAAUAGUAUGAAGUUCUUUAUUGUUUCAAGUAGCCUAACAUUUAGGUGUCCAUUUCUUACCUUUUCUAAACUCACUAUACCAUCCAUCCCCCUAGAAUCCAAAAAUGGUAGUUAAUCUUUUUUUGUUCUUGUAGAAGUUCAUCUUUUUCAUCUUUUAAUCUGACUUUAGGAUCACACAUAGUAACACCUAGGCAGUAUUUUUUAGCAUUUUAUUUUCCUUUGUCGGAGGACAAACAUAGAGAUAGUGGGCAGUUUGAAAUUACUCCCUUUGUCCCAAUUUAUGUGGCACGCUAUAGGCUGUCUACAUCACACCCUUGGGUGCUGCCCUUCCCCAGACCGUGCUAACGCUGGAUGCUUUGUGCACCGGCGUGUCCUUAUUUUACUUUCCUUAUUUUACUCUCCUUAUUUUACUCUCUUUUUUUAGUCUGUCCCAAAAAUAAUGUCGCGUUUCUAUAAUCAAAAAAUAACUUAACUUUAAAAUUUCCCUUUACCCUUAAUGAAAUGAUUUUUAGCCACACAAAUGUCUAAGCUUUAUUUUAGACUACAAAUUUCAAAAGUCUUCCUUUCUUUCUUAAACUUUGUGUCAAGUCAAACAAUGUCACAUAAAUUGGAAAGGAGGCAGUAAGAAACAUUGUUUCUGUGCUGAGAAUUAAUGCACUGAAUUUAGUGCAUUUGUGUUGGUCGAGUGCUUUUACCAACUUAUUCUAUCUGAUCAAUCAUUUUUCACAAUGGAUCACAAAUAUCUCGGAGUGAGGAUUCUAUGAAGUUCUUAUGCUGAUAAAAGAAAGGUUUACUCGUGUGAUUGAUUCAUAUUACUAGAAAUUUUGAAUGGUAUGCCAGAUUCAUGACGUUGGAGUGUUAGAGUGAUUUCUCAAAUAGACAAUUAGAAGGAAAGAUCCCCGAGGAGAUUGGAGGCCUUCAAUAUUUAAAAACCCUUUAUUUGAAUGGAAACAAGUUGCGUGGAUCAAUUCCUGAACCGUUCAAAAAUCUGAAGAAGCUAUUGUACUUUUCCCUCUGUGAUAACUCAUUGGAAGGACCCAUUCCACCUUUCAUUGGUGAGAUGAAAUCUUUAAACAGCAUACUUCUGUGCAAAAACUUCUUCAAUCAAACAAUUCCUCCAAAAUUGGGUUCUCUCCCAUCUUUGGAAAAUUUAGACUUGGGCCAUAAUUUGUUCUCAGGGAAAAUUCCAGACGAGCUGGGAAAUAUUAAGAGCCUCAUUAGAUUGUACCUGGUGGAUAAUCAACUCUCGGGUGUACUCCCGGUCAAGCUUGGAGAUCUUGUGAAUCUAGAGGAGCUGCACUUGCAGAACAAUGAAUUUAUUGGUGCCUUGCCGCCGAGCUUCAAGAGUUUAAAGAAACUGACGUACUUCGAUGUGCGAGGGAACAAGCUCAAUGAAACAAUUCCGGAUAUUUUCGAACAGUGGCAAGAUCUGCGUAUCUUGAAUCUGAUGGGGAAUAGUUUUUCUGCACCUUUGCCUGGCCAAAUCUCAAAGCUGAAGAGUCUAACGGAACUGUAUAUCAGUGACUUAGUUGGAAAAAGCUACUCAUUUCCAGAUUUAUCUGGAAUGGAAUUUUUGAGAAUUUUGACAUUGAGGAAUUGCUCAAUAGAUGCCAACAUCCCUAUUUGGAUAUGGAAGCUAUCUUCCCUACACUAUCUGGACUUGAGUUUCAAUAGUUUGUUUGGUGCAAUUCCAGAAGCUGUUAACCCCUCGUUAAAUCAUAUAUUUCUGAGAAGAAAUAAGCUCAAUGAGACAAUUCCAUCUUGGAUGAAUGCUAGUUCAUACGUGGAUGUUUCUGAAAAUCAAUUCAAAAAUGUAAACAUAUGCCCCGGAAAGAAGCUAAACCCUGACUUGAAUCUGUUUGCGUGUUGCCCCAAUGAAACGGAUGAGGUUGCAAAGGGGGACCAAGUUGAUUUCCAUUUUAAGAAUGGAACUCAGUUCUGUACUCAGUUCUAUGACCAUUUGUAUAUAAACUGCGGUGGUGAUUCUGUCCAUGUUAACGGAACUGACUAUGAAGCUGAUGUACAUCCACGUGGUCAAUCAACUUUCUUCAUGAGUAACAGCUCAAAUUGGGGCUAUAGUAGUAUGGGAAGCUUCUUAUGGGCAAGACAUAAUCGUUACACUCUAAAUGAGACCUGCGAAAUUCAUGCUGGUGAUGCCCAAUUGUAUCGUACAGCACGUUUAUCCCCAAUCUCCUUGAAAUAUUAUGGAUUUUGUUUGAAAAAUGGUGAGUACAAAGUGAAUCUUCACUUUGCUGAAAUAUCUAGUAGAAACACCAAAGAUUCGCAUAGCAAAGCAUGGCGACUCUUUGAUGUAGAUAUCCAGGAAAAAAAUGUGCUGAGAAACUUCAACAUAGAAAGAGAAGCGAAAGGUGUGAAUAUGGCUAUAACAGAGGAACAUAUCACUUUUGUGAAUGACAAUAGACUGGAGAUUCACUUAUACUGGUCUGGAAAAGGGUCUGUCAAAUACCCAUCAGUGUACUAUGGGCCCCUUAUAGCUGCAAUUACAGUAACUCUAGUUCAAUCAGAACUGUCCAAAGGAGUGCUUGCUGGAAUUUCAGGAUUUGCAUUACUUCUUCUAAUAUUGUUCAUAGGUUUUUCCUGGAGAUUCCAAGACAAAUUACGUCGGGAAGAGCUAGAACUUGUUGAAUUGUACCCUGGAGGGCUUUACAACUUUCGGAAAAUUAGAGCUGCCACAAAGAAUUUUGGUGUUGAUAACCGGUUUGGUGAGGGAGGUUUUGGGACUGUCUAUAAGGGCACUCUUGCGAAUGGGACUGCCAUCGCAGUUAAAAAGCUUUCGGCAACAAAAGAAGGAAUGUACGAGUUUGUGGAAAAGAGUCGAGCAAUUGCUGGCAUGAAACAUCCAAAUCUUGCAACACUAAUGGGAUGCUGUGCAGGUGACAACCAGCUUCUGCUUAUCUAUGAGUACAUUGGAACUAACUCUCUUGAAGAUGCAUUAUUUGGUUCAGACGAACUUAGAGAAAGACUAGAUUGGCCAACAAGGUAUAGAAUUUGUCUUGGCCUAGCAGAAGGUUUAGCUUUCCUUCACGGGGGGUCCAAACAGGAAAUUAUACACGGGGAUAUUAAACCAGCAAACAUUAUUCUUGAUGACCAACUAAAUCCGAAGAUAUAUGACUUUGGAUUUGCAAGGCUUUAUCACAAGCAAAAGUUGGAAGGAACACUGUCAUACACAGCGCCUGAAGUUAAAGAUCACCCCUUAGAAGCUAGCGCAGAUGUGUAUAGCUUUGGAGUUGUCACACUUAUACUUAUCAGUGGAAGGAAAGUCACGACCCCGAGGGCAGGUGGUGACACUGAAUACCUCGUGGAGGAGGCACAGGUAAAGGAUCAGAGGGGAACUCUAAUGGAUCUAGUCGAUAAUAAGCUUCUAGAAUAUGACUGGGAAGAAGCAGAUAUGGUUCUAAGAUUAGCAAUGAAAUGCAUAAGUUCACGCCCAUUCAGACCGACAAUGUCUACAGUCGUGAAGAUUCUAAAGAAAGAAUGCUCAAUCGAGACGAUUAAGCCAAAGCUGGGUGAUUCUCCAUACAGAAAAACCAAAUCAUGUUUGCUUUUCUGAAAAAACUCUACCCAGAUAGAGAAGUAAAGGAGUAUCAUAUUUGCUUUAACAGUGUGCUUGACUAAGCGCGGGGCUAGAAAUGGACUUAAGCAUUACGCGUUCGGCUGAACUUAGUUGGUCCGUAAAUUUGUGUUGUAAAUAUCACUAAAUAUGUGCAAAUUUUAAAUUCAGAGUCCAGUUAUUCGCACUUGAAGUUGUUAUUGUAAAAUUCAGAACCCAUAAAAUUCAAAUCCUGGAUCUGUGUCGACAUGACUAGUGUGCUAGUACUCACCUAGAUUUGAUAUAUAAGGGCUUGCUAGGUUAUGUAAAAUUUAUGGUUGUGGUGCCUUGUUGAGUUAGAACCUUGUUGUAUCUAUUAAAGAUGAUGAGAUAUAAUGAGAAUAAAUGUUUUGCUGAA
Lycium barbarum (goji berry) is the source of this 4424-nucleotide messenger RNA. Its product is annotated as probable LRR receptor-like serine/threonine-protein kinase At1g53420. Gene Ontology annotation, biological process: protein phosphorylation. The coding region runs from base 1517 to 4027 and encodes 836 amino acids. The transcript has 25 exons. NCBI's taxonomy places the organism in Eukaryota, Viridiplantae, Streptophyta, Magnoliopsida, Solanales, Solanaceae. The record is from RefSeq and is a predicted model, not a curated record. Gene Ontology annotation, molecular function: protein kinase activity; protein binding; ATP binding.